AUGUACACCGACGCCUUGCCGGGCGGCGCAGACGACGUCGACGGUCAGGUUGAUGAGGACGCGAUGGCAGUGACAUCACAUCUGCUGGUGGCCGCGGAUCGCUACGGCGUAGAGAGGCUCAAGGCCCCGUGCGAAGCCGCCGGCAGCCUGGUGAAGAUGCUGCUGUUCGCGGAAGAGCAGCACUGCGACAUGCUCAAAGAUGAUUGCAUCGAGUUCAUGGCUUCUUUAUUAGAAGGGAUUGUGAAAGUGGUGGCAAACAAAGAGUACGCGCAGCUGUGGAGUACCCACCCUUCGCCAGCGCGCACGCCGCAUGCCAUGAUCGGGGACAGGUUCAGCUGGCCGGACGAGUUCCUCGUGUCGCUCGAGGAGGACCUCAAGCUCGUCUCCGUGUUCAGCCUCGGUGACCUGUUCCAUCGUCGCCGCUCGUGA
Molecule: messenger RNA, 429 nt
Organism: Panicum virgatum (switchgrass)
Lineage: Eukaryota; Viridiplantae; Streptophyta; Magnoliopsida; Poales; Poaceae
Product: BTB/POZ and MATH domain-containing protein 1-like
Exons: 2
Coding region: 1-429 (142 amino acids)
Biological process (GO): protein ubiquitination
Source: RefSeq, a predicted model, not a curated record